CUAUACCACCUGUUAGUGCGCAAGUCAUGCAAGAUUUUCUUUAGUCGAUUACUGUAAACAUAAACAUUCAGAAAAUAUAUUAAUUAAAAUAUGUCACAAGAAACAAAAAAGUCAAAAAGAAAAGACGUGAAAAAGGAAAAGAUAAUGCAAGUUCAAAAUAAUGUGAAAGAAGUUGUAGAUACUAAUGCAAAUAAAAAUGACAAACCAAAAUUUGGACCUUCCAUAUCCUUCCCAUAUCAAAGAAUAUGGUCACGUUGUAUUCUAAUAAUUGGAGUUUUAUUUAUUGUAUGGUAUAACAGUAAACACGGUAAAGAGAUACAAUUAGCAAAACAGAAAGAUAUAUUGGUAAGCCGAACGCAAAAUGUAGAGUGUUCGGAAGAGUAUAAAAAUGAAUUAAAUAAAUUUUCUGGUUGUCUACCAGAAAAGUGUGGAAGGGUGGUGACAGAUAAAUUAGUUACUUCAACAGAAAGCGAUGUUCUGUUAAGGCUAGCAAUAAAUGGUAUGAGUCUCGGUGGUUCCAAUGGUGGUGUGACUAUCUUAGAUCUUCAUUCUGGUGCAUUAAGUAAAGGAUCUAAAUUCGUUAACAUAUAUGAACUAAAAGGAAAAAAUAAAAUAUUUAAUGCCGCAGAUUUUGCCAUUUAUAAAGUAGUUAAAACAAAGGUUCAACAUGCCAUAGCACAUAAUUUUGGCGUAGAUGUCGACAAGAUUUAUCUAACCAAACCAACUUUCUUUUCACAAAUGACUAAUGUACCAGCUAAAACUAUACACGAUGAAUACUGGCAUCCUCAUGUUGAUAAGGAAACAUACGAGUAUUUUCAUUACACUUCUUUAUUAUAUUUAAAUGAUUUUGAUAGAGAUUUCGAAGGGGGCAGGUUUAUGUUUAUUAACAAAAAUAAUGUUAAUAGCACUGUAGAACCACGAAAGGGUAGAGUAUUAAUGUUCACAUCUGGUAGUGAAAAUUUGCAUGCAGUUGAAAAAAUAAGUUCUGGAACUCGAUAUGCAUUGACUAUAUCUUUCACAUGUAAUAUGAACGAAGCAAUUUCUGAUCCAAGUUACCGUAAUAUAUUGAAAUAGAGUAUAUUAAAUCAUUUUUAUCUUUGAAUUCUUUGUCUCUAAUUCUAUAAGAGAGAUCUUAGGUACAAUUUCUGUUUCAUAAUAUUGGAAGAGUAAUUCGUCUGUUAUAUUUUCUAAGAUAUUAUUUACAGUUGGUUGGACUAGCAUCAUUCGUAUCAACGUUAUUAUUUUUAGAAUAUAUUUAAUAUUUUUAUGUAUCUAUAAUAAUUUUAUAUAAUUUGAUAUUACAACAUUUUAAGAAUUGAAACUGACUUCUUACAUUUA
Messenger RNA from Vespa crabro (European hornet), 1338 nucleotides. RefSeq names its product 2-oxoglutarate and iron-dependent oxygenase domain-containing protein 3-like. Gene Ontology annotation, molecular function: oxidoreductase activity, acting on paired donors, with incorporation or reduction of molecular oxygen; iron ion binding; L-ascorbic acid binding. The transcript has 5 exons. Lineage: Eukaryota; Metazoa; Arthropoda; Insecta; Hymenoptera; Vespidae. The record is from RefSeq and is a predicted model, not a curated record. Bases 91 to 1074 code for a protein of 327 amino acids. Gene Ontology annotation, cellular component: membrane.